Molecule: messenger RNA, 735 nt
Organism: Lathyrus oleraceus (garden pea)
Lineage: Eukaryota; Viridiplantae; Streptophyta; Magnoliopsida; Fabales; Fabaceae
Product: pentatricopeptide repeat-containing protein At5g21222
Exons: 3
Coding region: 1-735 (244 amino acids)
Biological process (GO): signal transduction; protein phosphorylation
Molecular function (GO): protein serine/threonine kinase activity; ATP binding
Source: RefSeq, a predicted model, not a curated record
AUGGAGUUUGUUCAGAGUUCAUGCAAAACUAUUGAAGUCCAAAAGAAGCUUCAUGCAAAAAUCAAGAUUGUGAAAACUGAUUCUCUUCCAUUAAUUGAACUAGGAAAAAUGAAAUCUUACAUAUUGAACUCCAAAUCACAAAGAAUUAGGGAUGGUCUCUUGGAAGUUGCGGUUGUCUUGUAUCAUGCAGAGAUAGUUUUCAAAUGUAGUGGCUUAUUGAUGCUCUUGAAAUUAGAUGUGUGUCCAGUUUUCCUUCUACGACACUGCAAUUUAUGGGGUUGUUAUUUGCUACCUGCUGCAGAUACAUGCCUUUUACAAUUGUUGAACAACAGAAGAUUUGGGAUCGCUGAAGCCGGCAUAGGUGGUGUUCAUAGAGCUUUGUUGUCUGAAUUGACAGGUCUGCAACUUUCAAGCAUCGAUGAGCCUCAAACUAGCGCAUAUAAGGUACAAAGUGAGAUUAGAACAAUGAAACUCCUACAUCAUCCUAAUAUUGUUAGAAUUCAUGAGGUUAUUGGUACAAAGACAAAAAUAUACAUUGUGAUGGAAUAUGUAUCAGGAGUUCAAUUGUUAUAUAACAUGUCUUACGCCGAUAAGUUGAAUGAAUGUGAGGCAAGAAAAUUGUUCCAGCAUCUUGUUGAUGUCGUCGAUUACUGCCAUAACAAGGGAAUUUUCCAUCACGAUUUAAAGCCGAAAAACUUGCUCCUUGAUAACCAGGAAAAUCUCAAAGUGUCUUAG